CCGACAGACGUGACGACGGCAGAACCGGCGACCAAAAAACGCAAACGAAAGCGAGCCACCGGGGAAAAGGGCAAGAGGAAAAAAUCCAAGAAAAUGAAACCCUCCACAUUACGGAGGAAUAUUAGGGACAUCCUUAAAGAGAAUGACCUUGACAAAGAGACCUUGGAUGCCCAGCAGGAAGAAGCGAUGCGUCGUCAGAGGAUUCUAGAGGUACAGAAAGCCCUAGAGGAGCAACGAAAGAAAGAGAUGGAAGAAAACGACUCCCAACUCAAGUCUCUGCUACAGAUGGAUGAUGAAGAUAAGAGCAGUGAUGUUAUAUAUCUGGACAGCAGUGACGAGGGGCGAUCAAGAAGGAAAUCCAAAGACAGUGAUGUGAUAGAACUGAGCAGCGAUGAGGAGGAUAUUCUGAUGACGAAAGACGAAGACAACGAGGUGGACCCCGAGGAUCCAAACAAUGCCGGCAGUCACAUCAACGACGCCCUCAACGUCCACGACGACUUCGGCCGAGUGUUGGUCAACAUCGGGCAUCCAUCCGACGAACCAGACAUAUUUCUGGCUCCCCAGAUAGCUAGAUACAUCAAAAAACACCAGAUUGGUGGUGUUCGGUUCCUGUAUGACAAUCUUAUCGAGUCCCUGAGCCGGUUUCGUAACAGCCCUGGUUUCGGUUGUAUUCUGGCUCACAGUAUGGGUUUGGGUAAGACGAUUCAGAUGAUCUCCUUUGUGGACGUGUUCCUGAGAUGUGCCAAGGCCCGCACGGUUCUCCUGAUUGUCCCGAUUAACACACUACAGAACUGGAUGGCCGAGUUCAACAUGUGGUGUCCCUCCCAAGAUAUGGUGGGAGAUCUAGGAACUGAUCAUGUGAUCCCCAGACCGUUCAACGUGUACCUCCUCAACGAUAACUUCAAAUCCACAGGGGCCAGGGCCAAGGUCAUAGGGGAGUGGUACACAAAAGGCGGAGUUUUAUUGAUGGGGUACGAGAUGUACAGAUUACUUUCUAGUCGUAAAGGUCACAUGGCCGACGUCAGGGUCAAAAAACCAAAGAAGACCUCAGCAUCUCCUGUCGUAAUUGAUGUGGAUGAAGAGGAUAAAAAUAAGGAACUCUUAGUGGGUGUCCAUGAAGCCCUGAUCAACCCAGGCCCUGACCUUGUGGUGUGUGAUGAAGGUCACAGAAUCAAAAAUAGCCAAGCUGGAAUCUCACAGUCCCUCAAAAACAUCAAAACCAGACGACGUGUUGUGUUAACUGGGUACCCCCUACAGAACAAUCUGAUGGAGUACUGGUGUAUGGUAGAUUUUGUCCGUCCCAAUUACCUCGGCACCAAAACAGAAUUCAGUAACAUGUUUGAGCGACCAAUCACAAACGGCCAAUGUCAGGACAGUACACCAGCGGAUGUCAAACUGAUGAGAUAUCGAGCUCACGUGCUCCACAGCUUACUGGAGGGGUUCAUACAAAGGCGAGGCCACACUGUGCUACAAGAAGCCCUGCCACCAAAACAGGAGUUGAUCCUUUUAGUUCGCAUGUCCUCAAUCCAGCGAACGCUAUACAGGGAGUUCAUGAACUCGCUUCAGGUUCAGAAUCUCGGGUCUUGGGCCAGCACCAACCCACUCAAGGCCUUUGCUGUCUGUUGUAAGAUAUGGAAUCACCCAGACAUUUUGUACAACUUAAUCCAGAAGAAGAAUAGCAUCACUGAUGACAACGACCUUGACAUUGAGACAGAAUCUGGUACAGGGGGGAAGAAGAAGAAAUGUGUCAAGAAGAAACCCCCUAAGAGCCCUCAGCCUGUAGACCAGUAUUACCCUCCUUAUGAAAGGGGGCAGGAGAUCAGCUAUGACUGGGUAAUUAUUAUAUUCUAUAUAUAA
Messenger RNA from Saccostrea cuccullata (small rock oyster), 1857 nucleotides. Its product is annotated as helicase ARIP4-like. Gene Ontology annotation, molecular function: ATP binding; ATP hydrolysis activity; ATP-dependent chromatin remodeler activity. Gene Ontology annotation, cellular component: nucleus. The transcript has 10 exons. The record is from RefSeq and is a predicted model, not a curated record. Lineage: Eukaryota; Metazoa; Mollusca; Bivalvia; Ostreida; Ostreidae. The annotation marks the transcript as partial.